Molecule: messenger RNA, 2349 nt
Organism: Temnothorax curvispinosus
Lineage: Eukaryota; Metazoa; Arthropoda; Insecta; Hymenoptera; Formicidae
Product: probable DNA mismatch repair protein Msh6
Exons: 13
Biological process (GO): mismatch repair
Cellular component (GO): nucleus; MutSalpha complex
Molecular function (GO): mismatched DNA binding; ATP binding; ATP-dependent DNA damage sensor activity
Source: RefSeq, a predicted model, not a curated record
AACUCCAAUUAUCUGUUAUCUCUGGUUGAAAAGUGUGAUCUCGCUUCAACGAUCAGUUCUUUUGGAGUAUGCUUUAUAGAUACGACAAUAGGUGAAUUUUACCUUGGCCAGUUUGUCGAUGAUCGCUGCAAUUCGAGACUAUUGACUCUGCUGGCUCAUCAUCCACCGGUUCACGUAAUAUAUGAACGUGGUACCUUAUCGCAAAAAACUCUGCAGCUUAUAAACAACACUCUACCAGCGGCGCUAAAAGAACCGCUACAACGCGAGUCACAAUUCUGGUCUGCUACAACUGUACUGAAAAAACUUCACGAAGGCAGUUAUUUCAAAAAGGAAAACGACUCGAGCUUCGCAUGGCCUGAGGGUCUGAAACCCUACUUAAACGAAGGAGACAGUUUGGGUUUAACGCCGGCAGAUAAUAAAGAAUUGGCAAUACACGCACUAGGAGGAUGCGUGUAUUUGCUGAAGGAGUUCCUACUCGAACAGCAAUUAUUAGCGCAAGGCUGUUUCAAUACUUACACUCCGCCGGACUUUUCGGCCGCGAGCAGCCGCGCAGGUCUCAAUUACGCAAACACCAUGGUAAUAGAUGCUGUUACAAUAAAAAAUCUAAGGCUCUUCGGAGAUGGUUCACUCAUUGGUAUAUUAGACCGUUGCUGUACUGCGUUCGGUAAAAGAUUGCUGCGCGAAUGGAUCUGCAGGCCAUCUUGCCGCAAAAACGUUAUUAUAGAGCGCCAGGAAGCUGUACAGGAAUUAGUGGAUCGAAUGGACGUGAUGCAGUCGGCUCGCGCAAUUUUGUCAACUCUACCAGAUCUUGAAAGACUUUUGAGCAAAAUACACGCUCAGGGAAAUGCUGCUAGAAUGAAAGAUCAUCCUGACGGUAGAGCCAUAAUGUUUGAGGGUCCCACAUAUUCAAAAAGGGUGAUUGUAGAUUUCACCACGACACUCGCUAAAUUCGAAGAAGUGCUGAAAUUCAUCGAACUGUUUGAUGAUUUCAAAAGUAGCUUGAUAACUCGUUAUACUCGGUACGAACCGGACGGUGAAUUCCCCCAAUUAAGGGAGACAUUAGACUAUUUUAAGACCGCAUUUGAUCACGAAGAAGCUAAAAAGCAAGGCUACAUUGUUCCGAAAAAGGGAGUAGAUGCUGAAUAUGAUUCAGUUUUAAUUGAGCUCGCGGAGAAUAAGAAAGAUUUAGACAGAUAUUUGGAAAAACAAAAGCAACACUUCGGUGUAAAAAUAACAUUCCACGGAGCAGAUAGAAAACGUUAUCAAAUCGAAGUUCCCGAGUCGCAAGUUAAGAAAGUUGGCCCCGGGUACGAAUUAACGUCGCAAAGAAAAGGCUUCAAACGUUAUUAUACCGCCGAGGCAAAGGAGCUUUUGGCGAGACAAAUGAAUGCAGAAGAGCACAAGGAUAAGGUGCUGAAGGAUCUUAACCGGCGAAUAUUUGCGCAGUUCAGCGAAAAGUAUGAUAUGUGGCAUGCAGCCAUUCACAAAUUAGCCACCAUGGAUGUGCUCAUCUCUCUCGCGGAUUACGCGCGAAACGGUGAUAUGUGUAUCCCGGAGAUACACGACGGAUCGGAUGGUGAGGUAUUCAUCAGGAUAAAAGACGGAAAGCAUCCCUGCAUCACGUCUGACAAUUUUAUACCGAAUGAUACUUCCUUGGCAACCGACGAUGCCGCCUCUUUCAUGAUUCUGACGGGUCCGAAUAUGGGAGGCAAAUCGACCCUCAUGCGUCAAGUGGGUCUGAUCACGAUAAUGGCGCAAAUAGGCAGCUACGUUCCAGCCAGCUCGUGCUGCAUAACCCUGGUGGACCGUAUUUUCACGCGACUGGGCGCGAACGACGAUAUUCUGGCCGGUCAGAGUACGUUCUUGGUCGAACUAAGUGAAACUGCUGCGAUACUGCAACAUGCUACGCCCUAUUCGCUGGUUCUUCUCGACGAGCUGGGACGCGGCACAUCAACCUAUGACGGUACAGCAAUCGCGGCUGCGGUCGUUGAUGCAUUGACCAAGCUAAAGUGUCGCACAUUGUUCUCAACGCAUUACCAUUCUUUGGUUGAGGAUUACAAAACCAAUAAAGAAGUCACGUUAGCUCAUAUGGCAUGCAUGGUGGAAACAGAGGAGGAGGAGGAAGUGUCACAAGAGACCGUGACGUUUUUGUACAAGCUCAGCGAAGGGGCAUGUCCAAAGUCUUACGGAUUCAAUGCCGCUCGACUAGCAGGCGUACCUUCUAUAAUCACAAAAAGAGCGCACGAGAUAGCUAGGAGGAUGGAGCAGGAAACUAAUCACAAGCACAUCUUUAAUGCUCUUUGCAAAGCCAACGGUGCCGAAAUGAGAAGUCUCAUUGCUACCAUUUAA